Molecule: messenger RNA, 828 nt
Organism: Sabethes cyaneus
Lineage: Eukaryota; Metazoa; Arthropoda; Insecta; Diptera; Culicidae
Product: serine protease 1-like
Exons: 2
Coding region: 1-828 (275 amino acids)
Biological process (GO): proteolysis
Molecular function (GO): serine-type endopeptidase activity
Source: RefSeq, a predicted model, not a curated record
AUGAAGGUGCUUAUUAUUGCGUUGCUGGUGACGAUUGCAGGUGCAUUUGCCAGCGAAAAUCCCUCGGCUCGCCUUACCGGAGGAACCGUCACAACGGCCGGUCAGUACCCGGCCGCCGUCAGCAUCGAUACUCCUUAUCAAUUGCACUGUGGCGGAACGAUCCUUAACCUCAACCAUGUCCUGACAGCCGCGUGGUGCGUCAUGCACCCUACUACGUUUGUACUGCUGAAUCCCUUCUGGCUGCGAGUAAUCGCCGGUGACCUCAACCUGGUCCCCGUCGGAUAUCGCCGUGAAACCCGAAACGUAACGCAUCUGUUCGUUCACCCCAACUACAAUCGGGUGACCAACAACCACGACUUGGCCGUAAUCCGCGUGAAUGCACCAUUCCCGGAGUUUCACAACACAAUCGAACCGGCCAUAAUGAACACUCGGCUUCUUCCGAUUAACACUCAGUGCGAGUACGCCGGAUGGGGAGCUGCUACGAAUGCAGUAGGUGCUCCGCUGAAUCCAGCACAACGUUCCGCUGUUGCUCCUAUUCUGACAACCGUAUCCUGCAACGCUGCCAACAUCCACAACAACCGCGUCCUGCCUACUAUGAUCUGCGCUGGAUCGCUAACCGCUACCGCCAACACCGUCUGUCAGGGCAACAUCGGCGGUGGUCUCUACUGUACCGGACAGCUGACAGGUGUGCUCACCUUCGGACUCGCUUGCGGCGCAGCCAAUCAACCGGGAGUGUACAUCGACAUAAGACAGUACCGUCAGUGGAUCGACACCCAAUUCACACGCACCGACAAUCCACAACCGGGAUGGGUUCCCAGCCCACAGUAA